Messenger RNA from Symbiodinium pilosum, 300 nucleotides. The record is from the annotation of a GenBank genome assembly. NCBI's taxonomy places the organism in Eukaryota, Dinophyceae, Suessiales, Symbiodiniaceae.
AUGAAACUCUUCUUCGAAGAGAAUGUGUUGAUGGAGUUGAUGAUGGAGGUUCACGUGAGGAUCGAAGCUCGAGACGUCAGGGCAGCGCUUCUACGCACAUCUGGUGACAUUUCGAAGCCGCAUGGGGUCGAAAAGGACACGGUGGACCGUGACAUCACCAUGAAUCAGGUGUACUUUGAGAUCGAGGUCAACCAUUCUGACGUUGUCUUCCUUGAGAAUUUCUCGCAGCCCAUCUUGCAAGCCCCACUCUUCAAAACCCAGCCUGAAGCGUGUGACCUGCAGAGUUUGUGUGAUGUCUAA